Molecule: messenger RNA, 3612 nt
Organism: Synchytrium microbalum
Lineage: Eukaryota; Fungi; Chytridiomycota; Chytridiomycetes; Synchytriales; Synchytriaceae
Product: DNA-directed RNA polymerase
Exons: 9
Coding region: 1-3612 (1203 amino acids)
Biological process (GO): DNA-templated transcription
Cellular component (GO): RNA polymerase I complex; nucleus
Molecular function (GO): DNA binding; DNA-directed RNA polymerase activity; ribonucleoside binding
Source: RefSeq, a predicted model, not a curated record
AUGGCGAGUAGUGAGAUUGGUCAAGCACCACCAUCCAAGGCAGAGAAACGAGUAGGAUCUUUCGAAAACAUUAAGAGAGAAACCCUCUCUCUAAACCCUUCAGACAAAAAACCACAUUACGCUCGACUAUCCAAAAUAUCCGCCCCUCAUGUAGAAUCAUUUAAUGCUUUAUUUCAAUGGGGAACGUCAACUGCCGGCCUCAUCGACAAGGCUGUCGCUGAUAUAGGUCACAGAGUCAUGUUUGAUACUCCAGUAACGGAGAAUGGUCCUGGUGAACGUGGAAGAAACAGACUAGAGAUGUGGAUUGCCAAUGUAAAUAUAGGUAAACCAUCACUGCCUGGCACUAAGGGUGCUGUUGCGAAACGGGUGCUGCCGUCUGAAUGUCGAGAACGAGGUAUAUCAUAUCGAGCUCAAUUACAGUUCAAGAUAUGUUGGACUGUCAAUGGAGGUCCUGUACAGGCUGAAGUCAAAACUGCUGGAUAUCUUCCCAUACUCGUCCGUUCAACUCGAUGCCAUCUGGAUGGUAAAUCGCCAAAAGAGCUCAUCAAAAUGAAGGAAGACCCUGAUGAAUUUGGAGGCUACUUCAUCGUAAACGGUAUCGAAAGGCUGAUACGUUUGCUCAUUGUGCCGCGCCGAAACAACGCAACAGCCAUCAUACGAACCUCCUUCCAAAAGAGAGGUCCAACAUAUACUCCAUUCGGUGUCGCAAUGAGAUCCGUACGACACGACCAAACAUCCCAAACUAUCACCCUCCACUACUGCACAGACGGUGCAAUCACCAUACGAUUCAUCUACCGUAAACAGGAAUUCAUGGUACCAUACCUCCUAGUAUUAAAGGCACUAAAAGAAGUAUCCGAUAAAGAAAUAUUCGAAAAAAUCAUGAUGGGCCGCUAUCAUGAUUCCUUCUUGACGGAUCGAGUCGAGUUACUAUUACGAUCGUUUAGGAGGUACCCUGUGUCCACUCGUAAAUCAUGUCUAGCUUAUUUGGGAUCCAAGUUUGCAGUCAUGCUAGAUUCUGCUGAUGAUGCUACAGAAGAACAAGUUGGAUUGGACUUCUUGAAGCAGAUCAUUCUCGUCCAUUUGGAAUCUCCUCGUGACAAGUUUGAUGUAUUGAUAUUCAUGCUACAAAAGCUGUAUUCUCUGGUUGCUGGUGAAUGCUCGCCCGACAAUCCAGAUGCUCCAAAUCACCAAGAAGUCUUGUUGGGUGGUUUCCUCUAUGUGGCUUAUAUGAAGGAGAAGAUUGGUGACAUUCUUACAGGAUGGAAGUCCCAGAUUCAAAUCGAUUUGCGGAAGAAUGCUAUGGGUGUGAACUUCCAUGAUCGCAAGUACUUACUCAAAGCCUUGAGCAAAGUAAAUAUUGAUAUCGGUAAAAAGAUGGAAUACUUUCUAGCCACUGGUAACUUGGUUACAAAUAGUGGUCUAGACUUGCAGCAAACAUCAGGAUAUACCAUCGUCGCCGAAAAACUCAACUUUCUACGGUACCUGUCGCAUUUUCGAUCCAUACACCGUGGUGCCUUCUUUGCAGAACUGAAAACCACAACAGUUCGUAAACUCUUACCUGAAGCAUGGGGCUUCUUAUGUCCAGUACAUACUCCAGAUGGAUCACCAUGUGGUCUACUCAACCAUCUAAGUCAUAGUUGUAGAGUCGUCACACAUCCUAUUGAUACGAGCACAGUUCCGAAUGCUGUUGCUGAAUUAGGAGUAUUGCAAACCAUACCUGCUUUGGGUGAUGGUGAAGCAUUAGAAAAUGGAGAUGAUCGUAUGGAUGUGGAUGAUGAUAAUGGCGAGAAUCUAUUUAAGCUGAAGGCUAGACAAGAAAGGACCAUCUUGACAAUUUUCUUGGAUGGCCGAGUUGUUGGAUAUUGUACUGCCAAAUGUGCAGAACAAGUAUCGAAGACUUUGAGGUUAUGGAAGGUCAAAGGAAUUAAAGGGAUACCGAUGGAUUUGGAGAUUGGUUGGGUACCUCCAUCUAAAGGUGGACAAUAUCCUGGCUUGUUCUUGUUUUCAGCACCAGCUAGAAUGAUGAGACCAGUCAAGUACAUUCCAACUGGAACUGUUGAUAUGGUUGGAACGUUCGAGCAGGUUUAUAUGGAUGUUGCUUGCCUACCUGAAGACAUAGUACCAGGUCUCACAACUCAUAUUGAAGUGGCUCCUACAAACAUGUUGAGUGUAAUAGCCAACAUGACGCCCUUUUCUGAUUUCAAUCAGUCGCCACGUAACAUGUACCAGUGUCAGAUGGGCAAGCAAUCUAUGGGUACAGCAGCUCACAACCUCCCUCAUCGUACCGAUAACAAGCUAUACCGUAUCGUAACUCCUCAAGUACCCAUUGUCAAGCCGUCUCUAUACGAAGAAUACGGUAUGGACUCUUACCCAAACGGAAUGAACGCCGUCGUAGCAGUCAUCUCAUACACUGGAUACGAUAUGGAAGACGCCAUGAUUAUUGCCCGCUCAUCACACGAUCGUGGAUUUGGACAUGGUAUCAUCUACAAGGGCGAAUUUGUAGACUUGUCUGAUAUGGCAAAGAGAGGCGAACCAUGCUACUUUGGACUAAAGUUUCGAGAUGGAACCGCACGUGGUGCUAAACGGGCCGCUGCCUUCGAUCUUGCCAAAGUAUCUAAAUUCUUGGAUAUUGAUGGGUUACCGCAUAUUGGAGUCAAGUUGACUGCCAAGGAUCCCAUGUAUGCGUAUGUGGAUGAAGCUAAAGGAAUGGUGAAGGUUGUAAAUUAUAAAGGGUCGGAAGAUGUUUAUGUGGAUCAAGUCAAUAUUGUUGGUUGUGACGAAACCUAUGUCACCAAAGUCUUUAUAAAGCUACGAGUACCACGUUCACCCAUAGUAGGUGACAAGUUCUCAUCUCGUCACGGCCAAAAGGGAGUCAUGUCUCAACGAUGGCCAUCAGUCGACAUGCCAUUCUCCGAAUCCGGAAUCAUACCCGACGUAAUCAUCAACCCCCACGCCUUCCCAUCUCGUAUGACAAUUGGUAUGUUUGUAGAAUCUCUAGCCGGUAAAUCUGGUGCCAUGCACGGUAUAUCACAGGACGCUACACCCUUCACAUUUUCUGAAACCAAUAUAGCAGCCGACUACUUUGGUGAAGAAUUACGACAAUCAGGAUAUAACUAUCAUGGCAACGAGCCCAUGUAUUCUGGUAUAACAGGAGAAGAGUUUAAAGCCGAUAUAUAUCUAGGAGUUGUAUACUACCAACGUCUACGUCACAUGGUGUCUGAUAAGUUCCAAGUACGUACCACAGGACCCGUACAUAAUUUGACUCAACAACCCGUUAAAGGUCGUAAACGAGCUGGUGGUAUCCGAUUCGGUGAAAUGGAACGUGACUCGUUGCUGGCUCAUGGAGUGUCCUUCCUCUUGCAGGAUCGAUUAAUGAAUUGCUCGGAUUACUCUCAGCAAUAUGUAUGCUCGAAAUGUGGAUCGCUCCUGUCUACAAUGUCGUUGAAACCUCAGGGUGGUGCUGUUGGUGUGUUGGGACCACGUGAAAGGGUUGUUUGUAGGUCUUGUGGGACUGGUAAACAUGUUUCGAUUAUUGCUGUUCCGUAUGUCUUUAGGUACUUGUGCACAGAGUUGGUUGCUAUGAAUGUCAAGAUUAAGUUGGAGCUUCAAUAG